Neogale vison (American mink) is the source of this 1878-nucleotide messenger RNA. RefSeq names its product protein kinase cAMP-activated catalytic subunit alpha (gene PRKACA). NCBI's taxonomy places the organism in Eukaryota, Metazoa, Chordata, Mammalia, Carnivora, Mustelidae. Gene Ontology annotation, cellular component: cAMP-dependent protein kinase complex; nucleus. The coding region runs from base 61 to 1116 and encodes 351 amino acids. Gene Ontology annotation, molecular function: ATP binding; protein kinase A regulatory subunit binding; cAMP-dependent protein kinase activity. The transcript has 10 exons. Gene Ontology annotation, biological process: peptidyl-serine phosphorylation. The record is from RefSeq and is a predicted model, not a curated record.
GCCGCCGCCAGCACCCGCAGCGCCGCAGCUCCGGGACCGGCCCCGGCCGCCGUCGCCGCGAUGGGCAACGCCGCAGCCGCCAAGAAGGGCAGCGAGCAGGAGAGUGUGAAAGAGUUCUUAGCCAAAGCCAAAGAAGAUUUCCUUAAAAAAUGGGAAAAUCCUGCUCAGAAUACAGCCCAUUUGGAUCAGUUUGAACGAAUCAAGACCCUCGGCACAGGCUCCUUUGGGCGGGUGAUGCUGGUGAAGCACAAGGAGACCGGGAACCACUUUGCCAUGAAGAUCCUCGACAAACAGAAGGUAGUGAAGCUGAAACAGAUCGAGCACACCCUGAAUGAGAAGCGCAUCCUGCAGGCGGUCAACUUUCCGUUCCUCGUCAAACUCGAGUUCUCCUUCAAGGACAACUCGAAUUUAUACAUGGUUAUGGAGUAUGUGCCUGGCGGGGAGAUGUUCUCGCACCUGCGGCGGAUCGGAAGGUUCAGUGAACCGCAUGCCCGCUUCUACGCGGCCCAGAUCGUCCUGACCUUCGAGUACCUGCACUCACUUGACCUCAUCUACCGGGACCUGAAGCCGGAGAACCUCCUCAUUGACCAGCAGGGCUACAUCCAGGUGACAGACUUCGGUUUCGCCAAGCGUGUAAAAGGCCGCACCUGGACCUUAUGCGGGACCCCUGAGUACCUGGCCCCGGAGAUCAUCUUGAGCAAAGGCUACAACAAGGCUGUGGACUGGUGGGCCCUAGGGGUUCUCAUCUACGAGAUGGCCGCUGGCUACCCGCCCUUCUUCGCUGACCAGCCCAUCCAGAUCUAUGAGAAGAUUGUCUCUGGGAAGGUGCGGUUCCCAUCCCACUUCAGCUCUGACCUGAAGGAUCUGCUGCGGAACCUGCUGCAGGUGGACCUCACCAAACGCUUUGGGAACCUCAAGAAUGGGGUUAACGAUAUCAAGAACCACAAGUGGUUUGCCACAACUGACUGGAUUGCCAUCUACCAGAGGAAGGUGGAAGCUCCCUUCAUACCAAAGUUUAAAGGCCCUGGGGACACGAGUAAUUUUGACGACUAUGAGGAGGAAGAGAUCCGAGUCUCCAUCAAUGAGAAGUGUGGCAAGGAGUUUACUGAGUUUUAGGGGUGUGCCUGUGCCCCCAUGGGUUUUCUUUCUUUCUCUCUUUUUUUUUUUUUUUUUUUUUUUGGUGGGGGGGUGGGAGGGUUGGAUUGAACAGCCAGAAGGCCCCAGAGUUCCUUGCAUCUAAUUUCACCCCCACCCCACCCUCCAGGGUAGGGGGAGCAAGAAGCCAGAUAUUCAGAGGAAUGGAAACACCAGCUGCUCUCCCUCAAUCCCUCACCGUCCUGCCCCUCCCCACCGCUUUUGCCUUCCUCCUCCCCAGAAGCCCCUGACCCAGCCCACUUCUGCCUAUUUUAAAUGAGUAUCUAUGUUCCAGUCAGACCAAGUCUUGCUGGUGGAUUCAGGGACAGAGUGUGGAAAGAGGGGCCCAAACUUAACUCCAUCCCCACCUCCCCAAACCACAGGCAUCACCCACUAAGGGCAAAUGAAGGAAAGGCCAGCCUUCUCUUCAGAACCUGAGGUCCGACCCCAGAGCAGUCAUGCCUGGAAAGGAGAGAUUUUAGUAACCUGUUGGGUGGGCUGCUUGCUAGAAUUAAAAAAAAAAAAAAAAAAAAAAAGUAUAAUCUUAUUUAAGUUCCACCAGUGCCUCCCCACUUUCUUCCCCUACCCUUCCCAUACUUCCCCCUUCCCAAAUCCAUUUUAACAAGGCUGGGAAGCAGACUGAAUUUGUAAAGGAAGGAGCUGGGGUCCAGACCUCCGCCCCAAGCUGCUAAUCUCCUCUGCUUCUCUGUCCACCUCCCCCCUACCCUGGGGGUUCCCCUGGCA